ACAGACACACAGACUCCUGUCAAAAUGUCCAGGGAGCUUCUCCUCCUCUGGCUGGUGAUGGAGCUCUGGUGGCUUUAUCUGACACCAGCUGCCUCAGAGGAUAAAGUAAUAGGGCUUUUGGGCCAAUCAGUGACAUUGCCUUGUCGUUACUCAUCCUGGUCCCAGAGCCGCAACAGCAUGUGCUGGGGCAAAGGCGCAUGUCCCAAUUCCAAGUGCAGCCAGGAGCUUAUCCACACAGAUGGAAGAAAAGUUACCUCCAGGAAGUCGCUAAAAUACACACUUCGGGGGAAUAUCUGGCAGGGCGAGGUGUCCUUGACCAUCUCAAACACCAAUCAAGGUGACAGUGGUGUGUACUGCUGCCGUAUAGAGGUGCCUGGCUGGUUCAAUGAUGUCAAGAAGACUGUGCACCUGGAGCUGAGGAGAGCCCCAACAACCACAAGACCAACCACAACCACUCGCCCAACUACCACCCCUUACGUGGCUACCACCACAGAGUUUCCAACGACAGUCAUGACCACACCUGAACCCACAACUGCAAUACCACCCCAGACACUGGCCACCUCUGUCCUCACAACAGCAGCAACCACGUGCCCCUCCACUAUGCCUGGCUCACUCUUGCAAGAAACCACAAGUUUUACAACCACUGAGAUCUUCACCAAGGGGUCUGCCAUCACUGCAGAAUCGGAAACUGUUUCUUCAUCCAGCGGGGUGACAACGUCUGCAGGCGCAGCCUUGCUCAUACCCACAGGGUCCGAAGCUUGGAUUCUUCCAUCAACUUCACAGCAGAUGACACAGGAAACGGAAUUAAAGACAAUCAAUCCUUUGUGGAGAAAGGCCAAAUCAUAUCAGAGCAACAGACAGACCAACAUCUUGAUCAUUGCUUGCUGCGUGGGGUUUGUGCUGAUGGUGUCACUGUUUCUGGUAUUUCUUCUUCGAGGGAGAGUCACAGAAGCCAAUUGUUUGCAGAGACACAAGAGGCCAGACAACAUUGAAGAUUGUAAAAGUGUCCUCAAUGACAUGUCACAUGGAAGGGAUGAUGAAGACGGAAUCUUUACUCUCUAAUUUUCCACCUUUUCUUAGGAUUAAGCAUGGGGGAUGAUAUUUGAAUUGUCAAAAUAAGUUUGGGGACAUUGCAAUUUUCUUUUAAAGCAUCACUUUUUUUCCACUGAUGCUAUGGGUCCAGCCUCAUUUUAUCUUCCCACACGAAGGUACUUUAGAUACACAUCUUCCCUGCCUAGUGCUUUAGUCAUCUCUGCAGAUUUGUGGCUAGGGGAUCCUUCUCCACUGGGCUUGUUACUGUCAGUGAUAGUGAACUCAUUGCCACAGUGGUGGGAGUCCCUUCAGCCACCCAACAGUAGAGGGAGUUAAAAAUACUCUAAGCAAAAAAUAUUCUUUUUGCAGAUAGCAUCUGCCUGUUGGUGGUUGAACUCCAUUUACACAGCACUCAUUUAAUCUGUCUGGCUGCUUCCUGGUAUCUAAGUUGCCUUUCUUCUGAGACACAAGUUCAGGUCCCUUUCCUACCUCAGUUGCUUUCCUCUUACACAUGCCUGUGUCUCCAUUUUUCUGCCAGCUUUCUGAGUUCAGUGCCCGUGCUGGAUAUAGCAUGAACAUCCUAAUGCUUUAUUCGGGAUGCAGGUAAUACCAUGCAAUCACAUCAAAAGUUUGACUUGCUUCUAAAACUCCUAAUUUUUUAUGAUAUGAAUUUCUUUUCAUAUCUGAGUGUCUUAAAAGAUGAGCAUAAUGCCGUCUGAACUCUCGCCAGAGAAAUUAAAUUUUGGAAGCUGCCAAGUGCCCAUCAGAGCGAGGGUAUCAGAUAACAAGGAUUUUUGUACAGACGGAAGCUGUCCAAGUAAAUUCCUCUAAGUAUAAUUCAUUGUAAUUGCAGCCCAGGAAGAACAGAUUUGUCUUAAAACUGUAAUAAUUACUAGUAUGAGGAACCCUGAGAGAGAAAUAAAAGCAAAGAGCUAUUGAAUGAGAA
Mesocricetus auratus (golden hamster) is the source of this 1978-nucleotide messenger RNA. RefSeq names its product T-cell immunoglobulin and mucin domain-containing protein 4. Bases 25 to 1062 code for a protein of 345 amino acids. The record is from RefSeq and is a predicted model, not a curated record. The transcript is spliced from 9 exons. NCBI's taxonomy places the organism in Eukaryota, Metazoa, Chordata, Mammalia, Rodentia, Cricetidae.